Messenger RNA from Penicillium argentinense, 3663 nucleotides. Its product is annotated as putative DUF221 domain protein. NCBI's taxonomy places the organism in Eukaryota, Fungi, Ascomycota, Eurotiomycetes, Eurotiales, Aspergillaceae. Gene Ontology annotation, cellular component: plasma membrane. The record is from RefSeq and is a predicted model, not a curated record. The transcript has 3 exons. The coding region runs from base 1 to 3663 and encodes 1220 amino acids. Gene Ontology annotation, molecular function: calcium-activated cation channel activity.
AUGGGGUUGAGCUCGGAGCUGGAGCAAGCCCUGGAGCAUACAGGCGGCCAUGGCCGUACCGCUGCUGGGGUCUCCAUUCAGACCUUCCUGGCCUCGCUGGCGUCGGCCAUGAUCGUCUUUGCGGUCGAAUUUCUGCUCUUUAUGUUGCUCAAGGGUAAACUGACCCGAAUCUAUCAACCUCGUACAUACCUCGUCCCCGAUCGUGAACGAACGAAACCAUCCCCCCCGGGUCUCUUUCGCUGGGUCGGCCCCGUGUUUCGGACUUCCAGCACAGAAUUUAUUCAGAAAUGUGGGCUCGACGCCUAUUUCUUCCUACGAUACCUUCGCAUGUUGUUGAAGAUAUUUCUUCCCCUCGGCUUCUUGAUUCUACCAGUGCUGCUCCCAAUCAAUCGUGUGGAUGGAAAAGGCACAACAUCCAUGAAUGGCACCGAGAAUGGCAGUCACUGGAGUGUAACGGGCCUGGAUCAGCUGGCCUGGGGUAAUGUCAAGCCGGAGCAUACCCAUCGUUACUGGGCCCAUCUGGUGAUGGCGGUCAUCGUCGUUUUCUACGUUUGUGGUAUCUUUUUCGACGAGCUGAGAGGGUAUAUCCGCAUGCGACAGGCCUAUAUGACCUCCCCACAACACCGGCUUCGCGCCUCUGCGACCACCGUGCUCGUGACGGCUAUUCCGCCUAACUGGUUAAACAUUGAAUCGUUAGACAACCUUUUUGACGUUUUCCCGGGUGGUGUUCGAAAUAUUUGGAUCAACCGCAACUUCGAUGACUUGAAUGAGAAAGUCAAGGAGAGAAACGAACUCGCUCUCAAGCUCGAGGGAGCAGAGACAGACCUCAUCAUCAAAUGCAAGAAGGCGGCACUCAAGAAAGCCAAAGCCGAGGCCAAGCAGGCUGGAAAGAACAGUGAUAAGGUUGAGGAACACGAAAAGAAGGAAACCGACCAGCGAGCAUCACAACUGGCCAUGGGGCCCGGCAUCAGUUCUGGCGAUCCCCAUCAGGCACACACAUUACGCGAAAUUCUUCACCGAAAGCCAGGCGGGCAUUCACGAGACCCGUCUGCUGAAAGUGGGCGGAAUGGGGGCGUUUUCGACCCUGCUCUCGCGGCCGCUGGAGCCGUUGGACUCGGUGUCGAAAAGCUUGGCAAGUCUGUUCUGGGUGGUCUCAAGAAGGUUGAGGGGGGUAUCGAUGGGACCUUGACGCGAAAUGGAGGAUGGGUAGCAACAGACGAUGCGAUGUUCGGUGGAAACUCCUCUCAAGCAAACGGCUCACAUUCGCCUACCGACGAUGCGAUUGCCGGGCCUGUUCACUCUGUCGAGGCUCCACGAACACCCGAAAACCAAGCGGCCUCUACUACCUUCCCUGAACAAACAGCACCGCCCAAGCGACCAUCCUGGAAGACACGAGUAUCCUCAUCUCGGUCCAAAAGUUCCGUGCCCGAGCCCGACGAGUACCCUCUAACGGCUCCUGACACCCCUGCGGAGGAGUCAGAUCGACGUGGAUCUGCGAAGACAAAAGGCAGUAAGGACAAGAAGAACAAGGUCAAAAACCGCAAAAGCCUCAAGGAAGGCGAGGAAGUCGAAGGGGAAGAGUACCCGAUCGCCUAUAACGAGGACUUUGAUAAUGAAGACUAUGGAGAACCGGUAUGGGAGAAGUACAUCCGGGCAAAGGACCGAGAUACCAUGCGUCUUCCUAUCUUCGGCUGGAAGUGGAUGCCUUCACUCUGGCUCAUCGGGAAGAAGGUCGACACCAUUGACUAUUGUCGCAAAGAACUGGCUCGUCUAAAUCUGGAAAUCGAAGUCGACCAGCAAAACCCGGAGCGGUUCCCUCUCAUGAACUCGGCAUUUGUUCAAUUCAACCAUCAAGUUGCAGCGCAUAUGGCCUGUCAAUCCGUCGCUCACCACGUACCAAAGCAAAUGGCGCCUCGUAUUGUGGAGAUUUCUCCCGACGAUGUCAUCUGGGACAACAUGUCUAUCAGAUGGUGGGAACGCUAUCUGCGUACAUUCGGAAUCAUUAUUCUCGUCUGUGCAAUGGUUGUUGGCUGGGCCUUCCCUGUCGCCUUUACUGGUCUCUUGUCACAACUAUCCUACCUGGAAGGCACAUUCACGUGGCUAGAAUGGCUCAGCAAAUUGCCCAACUGGUUCAUUUCUGCCAUUCAGGGUAUUCUCCCCGCACUGUUUCUUGCCAUCCUCAUGGCACUCCUGCCUCUGAUUCUUCGGUUCUUAAGUCGGACCCAGGGUGUCCACACCGGCAUGGCUAUUGAGUUAACGGUCCAAAACUACUAUUUCGCAUUCUUGUUUGUGCAGCUGUUCUUGGUCGUCACUAUUGCCUCCAGUUUUUCAACUAUCAUCGAAAACAUCACCGACGUGACCAGCUGGCCGGAACUCUUGGCCCAGAACAUCCCCAAGUCCAGUAACUACUUCUUCUCAUAUAUGAUUCUACAAGCCAUGUCUGUGAGUGCUGGUGCUUUGGUGCAGAUCUUCGGCCUGAUUAGCUGGUUCAUCCUCGCGCCGAUCUUGGAUUCCACUGCCAGGAAAAAGUGGGCUCGCACGACAAACUUGAACCAGAUGCAAUGGGGUACCUUUUUCCCAGUGUAUACCGUCCUAGCUUCAAUUGGAUUGAUCUACUCUGUUGUUGCUCCUCUUAUCUUGGUUUUCAACAUCAUCACUUUCAGCCUCUUCUGGUUCGUCUACCGGUACAAUACAUUAUACGUCACAAAGUUCCGCUUCGACACUGGUGGUCUCCUGUUUCCUCGGGCCAUCAAUCAGCUUUUCACUGGCCUUUAUGUCAUGGAAGUUUGCUUGAUCGGUUUGUUCUUCUUGGUUCGAGACGAAGAUGGCAAGGUAGCUUGCGAAGGCCAAGCUGUCUGUAUGAUUGUCGUCCUCGUCCUGACCAUCGGAUAUCAAAUCCUCCUGAAUGAGGCUUUUGGGCCUCUCAUUCGUUACUUGCCGAUUACGCUGGAAGAGGAGGCCGUUCGUCGCGAUCAGGAGUUCAACCGUGCUCAACAUGUUCGGUUGGGCUUGACCGUUGAUGAUGACGAUGAUAAUGACGAAGACGAAGAGGAGGAGCAGGGUAAAACGCUUGAGCGGCAGCUUGCUGAUCAAGAACGUCAGAAACGUCACCAGGAUCAAAAUGAGAAAGAUAUCGAACUCCGAAGCUUGGAUACAGGUCCCAAACCCUCCAAGCGCAAUACAUCAGAGGGCCUUCUAUCUACUCCAAAGCUCGGCAGGAAGAAACAUUCAUGGGCCGACCGUGCCACCCAGUCGAAUCGGCGAUCCAAGUAUUUCGGUGUUAGCUCGGCCACGGCGAGUCCUGCUGUGAAAGGUCUCCGUGAAAUGAUGGCGAACGAUGCGGAAGCCCAAGGGCCUUCCACGAACAAAUUGGGGCAUGCUCUCUUUGCAGGUAUCCAUGAUGAAUUGGAGGACCUCACACCUGACGAGCGUGAUCAACUGGUCCAGCGAGCCUUCCAACAUGAAGCCCUUCGCGCUAAACGACCUGUGAUCUGGAUUCCUCGCGAUGACAUCGGAGUCAGUAAUGACGAGGUGUAUCGGACCCAGCGCUUCAGUAAACACAUCUGGGUUAGCAACGAAUAUCAAGCGUUGGAUGGCAAGUGCCGGACAAUAUUCAGUCGCAGUCCGCCCGACUUCUCUGAGGUGGAUUUGAUCCAGUUGUGA